UCAGUAAUCAUUCUGUGCCCUGACGUUCUCCGCCGCGGGUUCUCCGUUCCGUUCUUGGUUCCCCGAGGUACCCCGAGGUUCCGUUAUAAAAGAAGCGUGCCGCGCUCCAAACCGAUGGAGUUCAGUCCGAGACCGCAACGGUUCCGCGUCCUGCCAAGCAGCAGCAGCUUCUAAAAGAAAAAAAUUAUUAAAAUAUCUAUAAAAUAGUAGCAAAUAGUGAAUAGUUUACAGUGCAACCGAGUGUUAAAACUGCUAAAAGUUUUUCUAAAAAAAAAUAUUUAAAAACAAAAUAGACAUCGUUAACAUGCAUUUUAUUACCUUUUCCUUGAUAGCCUGCUGCUCCCUGACACUGAGCUGGGCCAAUGAGUGGGGCUACCCGGACUUGGACAACAACCAGGAUGAGCCAUUUCCCAAAUGGGGCGGUCUUUGCGAUAGUGGCAAGAAGCAAAGCCCCAUUAAUCUGCAUGUCAAGGGAUCCCUGAAGGGUGAAUUCGAUCCUCUGAAGUUUGAGAACUAUGACGAGCACCAGAAGAAUUUGAAAAUGGUCAACAACGGGCACUCAAUUCAAUUGUCUGGUUUUGAUCACGAGCUGACCCUGAGUGGCGGUGCCCUGCUCCAUGACUAUGUGGUGGAGCAGAUCCACAUGCACUGGUGGUCAGAGCACACCAUCAAUGACAUUCGCUAUCCCCUGGAGGUGCAUAUUGUCCACAGGAAUACGAUCUAUCCAAAUAUGACGAUGGCUGCCAACUUUAAGGAUGGCAUUGUGGUGAUGGGAGUGCUCUACCAUGUGUCCAACACAAGGAACGAGGCCAUUGGAAGCAUCAUCAAGAGUCUGGGAGCAGUGAAGGCGUAUGACAGCAUGAACAAGCCCGUUUUGGUGGCGGACUCUCUGGCAGUGGAUGACCUGGUGCCCAGUGUGGAGAGUUACUUCACCUAUGCCGGCUCCCUGACCACACCCACCUGUGCCGAGGCUGUCACCUGGAUUGUGCUGACGGAGACAUUCCCGGUUACCUUGGAUCAGGUGAAUGAGUUCAAGGAGAUCGAGUACGAUGAGGGAAAGCAGCUGCAUAACAACUACCGGGAGUUGCAGAGCGAGAACAACCGAGCGGUGGUGCUGGUGGAAAUGCCUGUGGAUCGAUCAGGAGCAGCGGGACUCACGGCCUCUGUAUCCUUGAUCCUUACGCUCGUCCUGAUGGGCGGCCAGAAGUUCCUGCUGUAGAUUCAGUUAGGGGAGCACAACAAGAGAGAGCAGCAGCCAAUGACAUAUACUCGUACCAAAGAAUUGUUAAAUACAACGAAUUUGUUAACAACAAAUGAUGGAAAUGAAAACAGGAGAAGGAGCGUUACAGGAGACAAUUUAUACUCAUUAUUUUGUAAUUCAGAACAGAACAAGAAUCCAGCUAGUCAGUUUUGUGUGAAGUUCAUCAUGUGCAAAGUUCACAGAAUAAUAAAUGAAAUAUUUUACAA
This is a messenger RNA of Drosophila serrata, 1467 nucleotides long. Its product is annotated as Carbonic anhydrase 7. Gene Ontology annotation, cellular component: cytoplasm. The record is from RefSeq and is a predicted model, not a curated record. Gene Ontology annotation, molecular function: zinc ion binding; carbonate dehydratase activity. NCBI's taxonomy places the organism in Eukaryota, Metazoa, Arthropoda, Insecta, Diptera, Drosophilidae.